AUUUUAGGUGAGAACUGCAAUGUAAAUGUUGUGGCGUCUAAGAGAAGUAAAUGAGUGAGAGUUGUGUUGAGCUCUUCUGGUUCUGCAUUUCUGAUCCUGAUUCCUGACCUCAUUCUGAUAUAUUUUUCCUCGUUCUCAGAAUUCAAGCAUAGAUUGUCUUUUAUGAAAAGUGCACUUCUUGUUUUAACAUCUGCAUAGUACAGCUGAAAUGCAUAAUUCAACUCUCAAAUUUAUUGACUAAUGCAAUUUGUUGACUCUGAAAAACUAAUAUAGCUACUGUAUUUACUUAUUAAACCUUGUACAUUAUUUUUAUUUCUUGUACAUGAAAUCAACAACCUUGAAAAAUAAUUCACCUUUUUGGAUUUCCCAAUUUAAAAAUAAAAAAAUUCCGGUCAACGUAAAAGAGCAGUCAAUUCCUUUGUUCUUUCUUGCUUCUCCGGUUCUCCCAGUCGUCUCCCCAGAUCUCAACUUUCCUUUUGCCUCCAAUGCCCUCAAGCCCUUCAACUCCUCCCUAGCGUCGGCUUCCUCCUCCGAUGGAACCGGCAGCGGCGCCAGCCUCCCACGCAGACCUUCACAGCGGCCAUGCCGCCGCGAGGGGCUUUCGGUCGCGCCAGUACGCGGCGCUGGCGCUCACCUUCGCCGCGUACGCCGCGUUCCACGCCUCCCGCAAGCCGCCCAGCAUCGUCAAGGCCGUCCUCUCCGCCGAAUGGGCGCCAUUCUCCGGGCCCCGCGGGACCCACCGCCUCGGCGAGCUCGACGUCGCCUUCCUCUCCGCCUACGCCGCCGCCAUGUUCGCCGCGGGCCACCUCGCCGACCGCGCCGACCUCCGCGUCCUCCUAGCCGCCGCCAUGGUCGCCUCCGGGGCCACGUCGGCCGCGCUCGGCGCGGCGUACUUCUUUGACGUCCACAGCUUCCCCUUCUUCCUCGCCGCACAGGUCGCCAGCGGCGUCGUCCAGUCCGCAGGAUGGCCCUGCGUCGUUGCCGUCGUGGGGAACUGGUUCGGACACGCCUCCCACCGAGGCACCAUCAUGGGGCUGUGGACCUCGCACACCUCCGUCGGCAACAUCGCCGGCUCGGUUCUCGCUGCCGCCGUGCUCGAGUUCGGAUGGGGGUGGUCGUUCAUGGUACCCGCAUUUGUCAUUACCGCGCUUGGAGUGGUGGUGCUAGUGUUUUUGGUUGCUCACCCGAGUGAUGCUGGGUUGGAGCUGGAUAAAAUGGAGAUUGAGAUGAAUGGGGAUGGUGGGGAGGAAGUGGAGCUUCUUGUCGAGGAAAAGAAAAUUGUUGAAGGGGAUGAUGGCGAGUUGGAAGUGGAGAUGAGGUGUCAACUGCCUAGAGCCAUUGGCUUCUUGGAGGCAUGGAGAUUGCCUGGUGUUGCGCCAUAUGCAUUCUGCCUAUUCUUCUCUAAGCUUGUUGCUUAUACCUUCCUCUACUGGCUGCCAUUCUAUAUCCGGAACAACGCUGUAGCAGGCCAGUUCUUGUCACACAAGGCUUCAGGAGUUUUAUCAAUUGUAUUUGACAUCGGAGGAGUUCUAGGAGGGGUUUCAGCUGGUUUCCUCUCAGAUGCAAUAGGUGCCCGUGCUGUAACAUCAGCUGUGUUCCUUCUCCUCUCAAUCCCUGCUCUAAUCCUUUACCGGACAUUUGGAAGCAUAUCAAUGCGCCACAACAUCGGCCUCAUGUUCCUCUCUGGCUACUUCGUGAACGGCCCCUACUCCCUCAUCACCACUGCAGUGGCUACGGAUCUUGGUACCCAAGAUGCUAUCAAGGGGAACUCUCGAGCACUGGCGACGGUCUCUGCAAUAAUCGACGGCACUGGCUCCAUCGGCGCGGCUAUGGGGCCCUUGCUGACGGGGUACAUCUCCACCAGAGGAUGGAACAGCGUGUUCUUCAUGCUGAUCAUGUCCAUAUCAAUCGCCCUAAUGUUUUUGAUACGCAUAGCGAGAGAUGAGAUAGUUAGCAAGAUCGGUGCCAGGCAUUAGGUUGUGGAUGAUGAUGCUUCUGAAUUGUGGUGGCUUAGCAAGAGUUGCAAGCCUGUAGGCGAUAGGUUACGGCCAUUUCUUGGUUCAUGUAUGUGGGUUGGUUGGUUGCACAUAGCUUGUACAUGAAUCAAAAGGCUGAAUAUACAAAUGUUCCUUUUUUUCUGGCAUGAACACACCAUUGCCAUGUUAACGUACGUGGAGUGUUGAAUUA
Molecule: messenger RNA, 2187 nt
Organism: Brachypodium distachyon (stiff brome)
Lineage: Eukaryota; Viridiplantae; Streptophyta; Magnoliopsida; Poales; Poaceae
Product: putative glycerol-3-phosphate transporter 5
Exons: 2
Coding region: 534-1976 (480 amino acids)
Biological process (GO): transmembrane transport; phosphate ion homeostasis
Cellular component (GO): membrane
Molecular function (GO): transmembrane transporter activity
Source: RefSeq, a predicted model, not a curated record